Hevea brasiliensis (rubber tree) is the source of this 936-nucleotide messenger RNA. Its product is annotated as transcription factor MYB4-like. The transcript is spliced from 3 exons. NCBI's taxonomy places the organism in Eukaryota, Viridiplantae, Streptophyta, Magnoliopsida, Malpighiales, Euphorbiaceae. The record is from RefSeq and is a predicted model, not a curated record. The coding region runs from base 1 to 936 and encodes 311 amino acids.
AUGGAUCUCCAGAGGCAAAAGGGAGAACUAACAUUGAAAAAGGGCACAUGGAGUCCUGAAGAAGAUCAGAAGUUGAUAACCUAUAUUAAUAGAUACGGAAUUUGGAAUUGGAAUGAGAUGCCAAAAGCUGCUGCUUUGUUAAGGUCAGGGAAGAGUUGCAGGCUUCGUUGGAUGAAUUACCUAAAACCAGGUAUAAAGCGAGGAAACUUUAGCAAGGAAGAAGAUGAUACCAUACUCUGUCUUCAUGAAUUACUAGGAAAUAGAUGGGCAGCAAUUGCAGCUAAAAUGCCUGGGAGAACUGAUAAUGAAAUAAAAAAUCACUGGCACAGUAAUUUAAAGAAACGCUUGAACAACUAUUGUGGUGUUCAAGAAACUAAAUUGCAACGAAAGCAAAUAUCUGAAGUAGAACCCAAAAGGAAAAUUGAUUCUGAACAUGAUAUCUCAGCUUCCACCUCUCCAAAUGCAUCAACUUCAGAUUACUCUAAGGUCACCCCAAUUUUAUCAGAGUCAUCACCUUCUGGUUUCUCUUCAAGAUCCAAUCUUGAAAAUGAAUUUGAUGAAAACCACAACAUAGAGCAGAAUUUUGUUUCAUAUGAAUUGCAAAGAGACGUUCAAUGGUCGCAGGAGAAAUCAUUUUCAAUGGAAGACUUGCAUCUAUUGCAGGACAGUGGGGCGACGUAUGUAGAUCAAAUGUGGCUUGAAGAAUCGUUCUCUCAUCAAUAUGCUUCCCAAGGAGGUGUCUGCAGCAGUAAUUCUUGUGAAUAUUCUCCUCUGUGGCCUGAUAAUGACUUAUUCAUGGUAGAUAGUUUAUCAGGAGAAUUCCAAUCUUUUCCAAUGGAGGUAUUGUGUACCAUGGAGGAGAAUUGGGCGACAGCGUACAUUUCUCAUUUUGAGGCUGAUAGUGAUUUAUUCCAAUAUCCUUCUUUGUGGAAUUAA